AUGAUGGAAGAACAAUGGCAGGCCAAUAAGGUAAUUGGUAUUAUUGGGCUGGGUGAUAUGGGUCUGCUAUAUGCAACCAAGUUUUCCAGUGCUGGUUGGAAAGUGGUUGCUUGUGAUAGAGAAGAGUUAUUUGAUUCGCUUUCGGAAAGGAAAAGACAAAAUGCCUGGAAAUUUGAUAUUGUGAAAAAUGGUCAUUAUGUUUCAAGAAUCAGUGAUUAUAUUAUUUACAGUGUCGAAGCCGAGAACAUUGAUAAAUUGGUGAAAUUGUAUGGGCCAUCGACUAAAGUUGGUGCCAUUGUAGGUGGUCAAACAAGUUGUAAGACUCCUGAAAUCAAAGCUUUCGAGAAAUACCUACCUGAAGAUGUUGAAAUUAUAACUUUGCACUCCUUACAUGGGCCAAAAGUGAAUACAGAGGGUCAGCCACUGGUCUUGAUUAAUCACAGGAGCAAGACAGACGAAUCUAUGAAGUUUAUCGAGUCUCUGGUGUCUUGUCUCAAAAGUAAACAGGUCUAUUUGACCUAUGAAGAACACGAUAGAAUUACAGCUGAUACUCAAGCAGUGACACAUGCUGCCUUCUUAAGUAUGGGUAGGGCAUGGGCAAAACUAAAAGUUUAUCCAUGGACAUUGGGUGUUAACAAAUGGUAUGGUGGCUUGGAGAAUGUCAAAGUUAAUAUUUCCUUGAGAAUCUAUUCAAAUAAGUGGCAUGUUUAUGCUGGUUUAGCACUUACAAACCCAAUGGCCCACAAACAAAUUCUGCAAUACGCAACAAGUGCUACAGAACUGUUUACAUUAUUUUUAGAUAAGAAAAAGGAUGAACUUACAGAGAGAUUAAACAAAGCAAAAGAAUUUGUGUUUGGAAAUCAUACUGGUUUAUUACUUCUUGACGAUACGAUCUUUGAGAAAUAUUCAUUAUCCAAAGAUUCUGCAUCUUCUGAUAGCAAAGAAAGUACUUCUUUGCCAAAUUCACAUCUGUCAUUGCUGGCUAUUGUUGACUCGUGGCAUCAGCUGGGAAUCAAUCCAUAUGAUCAUAUGAUCUGUUCCACACCACUAUUUAGAAUAUUUCUUGGUGUUUCCGAAUUCCUAUUCCUAUCACCAGACCUAUUAGAAAAAACCAUUGAUGCUGCCAUUGAUGACCACUCAUUUAGAAGGGAUGACCUUGAGUUUGUAGUAGCCGCUAGAGAAUGGAGUUCAAUUGUAACAUUCGGAAAUUUUGACUUAUAUAAAAGACAAUUUGAAGAUGUUCAAAAAUUCUUUGAACCGAUGCUUCCUGAAGCUAACCAAAUAGGUAACGAAAUGAUCAAAACAAUCUUAAUGCACUCUCAGGACUCUAAAGAGGCUUGA
Molecule: messenger RNA, 1341 nt
Organism: Nakaseomyces glabratus
Lineage: Eukaryota; Fungi; Ascomycota; Saccharomycetes; Saccharomycetales; Saccharomycetaceae
Gene: TYR1
Product: prephenate dehydrogenase (NADP(+))
Biological process (GO): L-tyrosine biosynthetic process
Molecular function (GO): prephenate dehydrogenase (NADP+) activity; prephenate dehydrogenase (NAD+) activity; NAD+ binding
Source: RefSeq, a predicted model, not a curated record